This is a messenger RNA of Angiostrongylus costaricensis, 648 nucleotides long. Lineage: Eukaryota; Metazoa; Nematoda; Chromadorea; Rhabditida; Metastrongylidae. The record is from the annotation of a GenBank genome assembly.
AUGAAUGAGGUGUUCGGCUUAAUAGCAGCUGGAAGGGCGCCAUCCCAUUUCGUGCAAGUUGGUGAGAGGGAGUUCUUGUGUGAGAUCGAGAAUGCGUCCGGUGUCAACCACGUGGUUGUCUUCAUGACAGGAUUGCACCCUUUUCCUGAUGGGCUGGGUGGCUCAGGUAAGGAGAUGUUCAGAGUGGAUUAUGUUGUAUUUAUUCCAGUGUACGUUCGAUGGCCGUCAGCUGAGGUACAGGAUACCGGAUGGAAUUAUCUGGGUUUCAUAUCCAAUGUGAAGCCUAGCGUGAUCUUCAAAAUACUGCAUCUGUCAGAGGUUCGUCACACGGGCAUAUUUAGCGACGGUAUGAGUGUUAGUGCGAUAGGCUCAGUGCAAGUUGGGUUAAUGGUCGAACCACUUGCAGCUAUUGAAGGAAGAGAAGCAGCUGAUGGCACUCAAGCCAGCCAACAGUCAACGUUAGGAGAAUUUGCUGAAACCGUAUUGCGGCAUUUAGUAAACCAUGUUGAGUCGUACACAACCAGAUUGGCGAGAUCCGAUGGCUUUGCUGAUUACAUUCCUGUCUCGGCGCUACAGGAAUGGUAUAACAACUUCCGGCGUCGAUUUGAGCAGAAUCCAUAUUUCUGGAGAUCUAUCCGAAACACUUGA